This is a messenger RNA of Menidia menidia (Atlantic silverside), 1823 nucleotides long. Lineage: Eukaryota; Metazoa; Chordata; Actinopteri; Atheriniformes; Atherinopsidae. The record is from the annotation of a GenBank genome assembly.
UCAGCGGGAGCGCAGGUACUCUCAGGGAGUGUCCGGGAAGAGAGAUAUCCGAUACUUAAGAAACCGUGGAGGAAGGACGUGUUAAACUACGCCAGCCGCGCGCAGAGGACACAGACAUGGAUUUCCCACGGAGGUUUUGGCUCCUGCUCGUUUUCUGCUGGAUUUCUGCCUCGGAGGUCGCAGCAGCCGGGCCAAAGGCUCGUGGUUUCGUUGGAGUUGUGGACCCCGCAGACUCCAAAAAGGUUAUUAUUGACUCAGCGGCGUCAGAGACGCUGAAGAGCAGUCUCACCACCGUCUUCUUCCCCAUCGUCUACAUCAUCGUCUUCGCCGUGGGGCUUCCGGCCAAUGGGAUGGCCAUCUGGGUCUUCCUCUUCAGGACCAAGAAGAAGCACCCGUCCUCCAUCUACAUGGCCAACCUGGCCCUGGCCGACCUGCUCUUCGUGGUCUGGAUGCCCCUGAAGAUCGCCUACCACGUCAACGGCAACGACUGGGUCUACGGGGAGCCCCUGUGCAAGGUGCUGGUGGCCUUCUUCUACGGGAACAUGUACUGCUCGGUCCUGUUCAUCGCCGCCCUCAGCGUGCAGAGGUACUGGGUGGUGGCGCACCCCCUGACCAGGCAGAAGAGGAACAACAAAGUGGCCGUGGGCGUCUGCGCGGCCAUAUGGGCCUUCAUCUGGCUCACCACCACUCCCCUGUACCUGUACGACCACACGGCCCGCAUCGCCGACCCCAACGUGACCACCUGCCACGACGUGAACGUCGUCCUCGACAUGGACGACCCCUUUCCCUCCGUCAAGUUCCCCUUCUACUACUUCAUGCUGAUGGGCACGCUGGUGUUCAUCCUGCCCUGCCUGGUGAUCGUGGUGGCCUACGUCAUGCUGCUGAAGGCUCUGGGGAACCGGAUGGCCGACAGCACGGCGUCCAAGAACCGGCAGAAGGCCGUGGUGCUGAUCGCGGUGGUCCUGGUCACCUUCCUGGUGUGCUUCGUCCCCAGCAACAUCAUGCUGGUGGUGCACUACUCCCUGCUGAAGGAGGGCGUGAGGAACAACGGCUACGGCUUCUACCUGUCCACGCUGUGCCUCAGCAGCCUCAACAGCUGCCUGGACCCCUUCAUCUACUACUUCGUGUCGGACGAGUUCAGGAACCACGUGAAGAACACCCUGCUGUGCAGGAGCAGCCGGACGGUGGAGAGGAUGAGGGUCUCCUUCAGCUCCAUGAAGUACUCGCAGAAGAGCAAGGCAUUCGUGUCGCAGUCCGAGAACACGCAGAGCAGCACCUGUUAGGGACAAAAAGGAUGGGCGGGGAGGACGGGGCCAAAGACUUUGGGACAGAUCCAGCCUCCAGAGGCUGCGAGCCGAUGAGCUCAAAGGCUCGGAUUAACUCAAAAGUGUGAGGACGAGCCUUCUUUAGAGCGAGCAGACUACGGCCGGUGAUGUGUCCGGCCUGAAUUUGAGCAGCUGCUUUAUGUUACAAUGUGAAAUAUUUAGUUUUUUAUAGACAUAUCUAUGUGUGUCACAGCUACACAAAAGGCUCCUUUAACGACGGGCAUUUAUUGAUGUUUUAUUAACAUGACGCGAUCUUUCCUCUCGUAAGCAAAUCUGUAGUCAAACCGCCACAUUGCGAUAAGAAAUAUGACGUAAGGAAAGCUCCAUGGCUAUGAAACGUCAAAUUUUGUAUUUAUAAAUGUGUAUUUUUUUUGUCCAUUUGGCACAUUCCUGCAUCCGUCAGGUUUUAUAUUUUCUUUUAGUGUUUAUUUUAAGCUUUCUGGGCCAAACGUCAGCUUUUUUUUUUUUUUUAAAUAGAAAAAAACAACAACUGUGUAU